AUGACACCCCUUAUUCUCCCACUCGCCUUGUCUCACUCAGCCUCUCAACAUCUAAUCCUACUCUCACUUGAGCCAUUAACACCCUCAUUAUUCUCCGAUUUCGGCACAGCUAUAUGCCCACCCUUCACGCCCUCAUUGACGACUCCUCCCCGCUCACCCGCGUCUAUCCCUGUCCCGCUACAUUCCCCUCAUCAACCAGCCCCGGUCUUUGCAAACCGGAAUUCUGCGCUUAAGACGUCUCCGGUCUCGCAAUUCACGAACAAAUACCCCCCGAGCCCGGUUUCAAACCCUCAGAUGAGUAUGUUCUCUUGUUUUCCCAGAAACCUAAGUGGUAUCGGCAUCGAGGCUUCCAAUUCGGGCGAGAGCAUCUUCAAAGUCUCGAUUCUGGAGCGACAUCCUUAUACGACCCAGACAUUCAGUCCGCUCGGCCUCUCCGCCUCGGAUUCUUCAGCGGUCUUCCUCGUAGUUGUGGCUCCCUCGCUCCCUUCUUCAACCACGGCAACAACUCCCAGCGGACAGAAAACAAUGGUCGUCGACCCCCCAGAUCUUUCCCGCCUUCGCGCCUUCCUGGCCCGAGGCGACCAAGCAGUCACAUAUGCCCCCGGAACGUGGCAUGCACCGAUGGUUGUGCUGGGCCAGCGACGCGUCGAUUUCUUGGUCACGCAAUUUGUGAACGGUGUGGCAGAGGACGAUUGCCAGGAGGUGCUAUUGGGGGGGAAUAAUGUAGGAGUGGCUUUGGGUGGUUUAGACUUGGAUGGUUAUGGAAAUAAAGGGAGAUCGAGGUUAUAA
Molecule: messenger RNA, 789 nt
Organism: Cladophialophora psammophila CBS 110553
Lineage: Eukaryota; Fungi; Ascomycota; Eurotiomycetes; Chaetothyriales; Herpotrichiellaceae
Product: ureidoglycolate hydrolase
Exons: 1
Coding region: 1-789 (262 amino acids)
Biological process (GO): allantoin catabolic process
Molecular function (GO): ureidoglycolate hydrolase activity; ureidoglycolate lyase activity
Source: RefSeq, a predicted model, not a curated record